Molecule: messenger RNA, 765 nt
Organism: Musca vetustissima
Lineage: Eukaryota; Metazoa; Arthropoda; Insecta; Diptera; Muscidae
Product: KH domain-containing, RNA-binding, signal transduction-associated protein 2-like
Exons: 5
Coding region: 1-765 (254 amino acids)
Biological process (GO): regulation of alternative mRNA splicing, via spliceosome
Cellular component (GO): nucleus
Molecular function (GO): mRNA binding
Source: RefSeq, a predicted model, not a curated record
AUGAGUUAUGAUAAUGAAAAACACAACAGUGAUGGCUAUGUACCCAAGAUUAAUCAAUAUGCCCAGGAAUAUAUUGAAGCCCUACGCAAGGAGGAAGCUCGAUUGCCCAAAGAAUUUCCAUUAUGUGCCGAAUUAAUAAGAGAUGCAAUGGAUCGCAUUUAUGCCACCGGUCGCACCCCUGGCAAAGAACUCAAAGCCGAUGUCUUUCAACAGAAACCAAUUAAACUCACGCAAAAUGUCUAUUUGCCCGUCAAACAAUAUCCAAAAUUUAAUUUCCAAGGAAAAAUAUUGGGUCCCAAGGGUAAUACACUAAAACGGUUGCACCAGGAAACACUUUGUAGUAUUGCAAUUAAGGGACGUAAUUCAAUGCGAGAUCAAGAACGUGAAGAGAUGCUACGUCAAUCCGGUGAUCCUGCCUACAAUCAUCUGAAUAAAAAUCUAUUUGUUGAAAUAUCAACGGUGGCACCACCUGCCGAAGCUCAUGCUCGCAUGGCUUAUGCCCUUACAGAGAUUCGUAAAUACAUUAUACCCGAUAAGAAUGAUGAAAUCUCACAGGAACAAUAUCGUGAGCUAAUGGAAAUUGAUCCGAAAUUGGUAAAGUCGACAUUUGGCAUUAAGACGGCACCACAAAAAUCAGUUUUUCAAAAAUUGGCUGCCUUGAGUCAAAAAGAGUACCAUGAUGAUGCUGACCAAUCAAAUGGCCAUAAUUUUCCAGGUACCAAGGAUGGUCACAAUGGACAAGAAUCUCUGAGUGAACGGUUGUAA